UUGUCACAGUUCUCAUCAAGCACAGUGCAGGCAGGAUCUCUCUCUUAUUACAGCGCUGACAUGGGGACCAUGCUGAAAUUAACCCUUCUCGGGGUCACCCUGGGAUUUCUUGGGGAACGUAUUUACCAGUUCUGCCAUCAAACUGGAUUUUUCAAAGAGGUAGAACUUAUUGACCUUCCCAACUGUCAGCUAGUGAAAGGAAUUGAAUAUGGCUCGGAAGAUAUUCAUCUUCUUCCCAAUGGACUCGCAUUCAUCAGCUCUGGCUUGAAACACCCAGCGCUAAAGAGUUUUGCACCCAACAAACCUGCAGAAAUAUUGCUGGUGGAUCUGAACAAUGACGUCCUUCACCCAAAACCACUACAGCUCAGUGAAGUCAUUGAUGCGUCUUCAUUUAAUCCUCAUGGGCUCAGUGUGUACAUUGAUGAGAGAGAUGGCACGGUCUAUCUUUUUGUCGUGAAUCAUCCAAUUCCUGAUUAUAAUAGCUGUAUUGAAAUUUUUAAAUUUGAUGAGAAGAAAAAUUAUCUCUUACAUCUGAAGACCAUUAAACAUCCAUUAUUGCAAAGUGUGAAUGAUAUUGUCGCUGUUGGACCGGAGAGCUUUUACGCCACUAAUGAUUAUUACUUUGAGAGUGUACCUAUGAAAAUUGUAGAGGGUUUCUUUGGAUUAAAGUGGACAAAUGUGGUAUACUACAGUCCUAGGAAUGUCCGAGAAGUGGCUCCGGGACUCUACAGUGGCAACGGUAUUGCCAUAUCAAACGAUAAAAAAUUUAUUUAUGCUGUUGAUAUCAUGGCUCACGCAAUCAAGGUCUAUGAAAAACAUGACAACUGGUCCCUAACCCUUGUAAAGGCAGUUGACGUAGAUACUUGCCCAGAUAACCUGUUUGUGGAUCCAGUUACAGGGGAUAUCUGGACAGGGGCACAUCCAAAUGCAUAUAAAGUGUUCUUUUACAAAGAUGAAGAUCCCCCUUUAUCAGAGGUUAUCCGUAUACAGAAGAUUCACUCAGAUCACCCGAUAGUGACCCGGGUUUACGUCAAUAACGGCUCAGUGAUUCAAGGGUCAUCCAUAGCCGUAGUGUACAAGAAGAAGCUGAUUAUAGGGACCAUAUUCCACAAAGCUCUGUACUGUCAGCUGGAUUAAUGAACCACCAGGACCUGAAGAAACUAUCCGACAUAGAUAAAAUAAAAUAAUACAUUUUUGGAAAAUAAUUUUCUUUGUGUUUCAGAAAUCAUUUUGAGAAGUGGAAAGUUCCUGGGGGGAGGGGGUGGAUUUGCAGAGACACACUCAGAGAAGGGCAAUAGAAUCUACAUGCAGUGUGCAAUGUGUAUUAGAAUGUUACUAUUAGCUUGCAAUUUCUUGUGCAAAUGCCCCCUCUAGUGGUAAGUGGUAACAUUGCACCAAUGUCUAAAGUAUGGCUAAAAGCUCCUGUCUAAACAGGUACCAAAUCCAGUUACUAUGUGAUGCACAACCCUCAUAAAGUACAAUAAAACAACAAAAAAUGUCCUUUACCUUC
Messenger RNA from Rana temporaria (common frog), 1510 nucleotides. RefSeq names its product serum paraoxonase/arylesterase 1-like. The transcript is spliced from 9 exons. NCBI's taxonomy places the organism in Eukaryota, Metazoa, Chordata, Amphibia, Anura, Ranidae. The record is from RefSeq and is a predicted model, not a curated record. Gene Ontology annotation, molecular function: arylesterase activity. Bases 61 to 1137 code for a protein of 358 amino acids.